UCCUACUCCCCUCCUUUCCGCUUUGGAACGGUUCCUAACGGGAGCACAGAGAGAAACAUUCGUAAGAACUACCCCGACAUGCACCAGUACAUGGUGAAGUACCAUCAGUCGGGGGUGAACGACGCGCUGGUCAGCUUGAAGACGGGGAAACUUGAUGCCUUCAUAUAUGACGCAGCUGUGCUGAACUACAUGGCCGGAAGGGAUGAGGGCUGUAAACUAGUGACCAUUGGUAGUGGCUAUAUCUUUGCUACCACUGGCUAUGGCAUUGCGCUGCAGAAAGGGUCAGCCUGGAAGCGCUCGGUGGAUCUGGCCAUUUUGGCUAUUAUUGGAGAUGGUGAGAUGGAGGAGUUGGAGGCUCAGUGGCUGACUGGGAUCUGCCACAAUGAGAAGAACGAGGUAAUGAGCAGCCAGCUGGAUGUGGACAACAUGGCUGGAGUGUUCUACAUGCUUGCGACCGCCAUGGGUCUCAGCCUCAUUACCUUUGUCUGGGAGCACCUGUUCUACUGGAGACUCAGAUACUGCUUCACUGGUGUCUGCUCGGGCAAACCAGGCCUGCUCUUCACCAUCAGCAGGGGUAUAUGGAGUUGCAUUCAUGGCGUUCACAUCGACAUGAAGAAAAAGUCAUCCGAUUUGGACUUCAGUCCACAGUCCAACAUGCUCAAGCUUAUCAAGUCCGCCAAGCAGAUGACUAAUAUGACCAACCUCAGCGGCUCCAGGAUCAACUCUCCUAAACGUGGCGGUGAGUUCAUGCAUUCGGCAAGCCCCAUGAUCAUGGACAUGAUGGCAGAGAAAGGGAACUUUAUCUACACUGACAACCGUAGCUAUGCCCAAAAGGACAUCUACGGAGACUCCAGCGACUUGCAGGCAUAUCUGGCCAACCGCCACAAGGACCAUCUAAACAACUACAUCUUCCAAGGUCAGCAUCCCCUCACCCUCAAUGAAUCAAACCCUAAUACCGUAGAGGUGGCGGUGAGCGCAGACACAGCCCAGACCAAUGCAAAACCCCGAGCUCUGUGGAAGAAAUCUGUGGAUACUUUGCGUCAAACACAGGGGCCUGAAACCCUAGACCCCCGUUUGUCCAUGAAGAGUCAGAGAUACCUGCCAGAGGACACAGCACACUCGGAUAUCUCUGACUGCUCAAGCAGGGCCACCUCCUACAAGGAUCCAGACAAUAACAAGCACCUGAAGCCCAAGGAUAACUUAAAAAAAAGAUCGAUGACGUCAAAAUACCCUAGGGAUUGCAGCGAAGUAGAGCUGUCCUACUUAAAAAAUAAGCAGGGCGGAACGGGCCGGGAGAAAAUCUACACCAUAGACUCUGACCGGGAGCUGAGUCUGCACUCAGAGCCACAACAUUACAGGGAAGGCAGAGGCCUAACAACUGACGAUUUGGAUUUCGGCGAAAUUUAUUCAGACCACAACGACAAUUACAGGAAAUGUGACCAGCCCAUCAUCCAUCUCAACAGCAGCCCCCUCCAUCAAGGCGACUCGGACCUUCUGCCGGACAAUGUCUACAACAAACACUACAACAUGAAAGAGAAGAACCUCAGUUCUCACGAAAGCAACGACCGGUUCAAACAGACUCAUUGCCGGAGCUGUCUUUCGAAGGUGACCAACUACGGUACGGGGCCGUACGCCGGCCUACGCUCGCCGUAUAACCGGUGUGAGGCAUGCCUCCACAUGGGCAACCUGUAUGACAUCAGUGAAGACCAGAUGCUGCAGGAGGCCAUGAUCAGCCCUAGCAUGCACCACGAUGACAUGUUUAGCCACUACUGGCCUCAGACGGAUGGGCCACAUGUGCAGAGGAGGAACAGACUGAGGCUUAGCCGUCAGCACUCCUUUGACAAUAUCAUGCUUGAGAAGCCCAAAGAAAUUGACCCGAACCGGCCGGCACGGAGCGUCAGCCUAAAAGAGAAGGACCGCUUCCUGGAGGACAGCCCUUAUGCAAACAUGUUUAACAUUAAGGCUGACAAACUAUUUGGCAGCAGGUCCAUGCUCUUUAACCGAAACCUGGAGGAAAGCAAGCGUAGUAAGUCACUUUACCCCGAUCACCCCUCGGACAACCCCUUCAUGCAAUCUGUACGGGAUGACACUCGCUUGGUCCACGGCCGGAGCUCCUCUGACAUUUACAAACAGUUGGCUCCCAUCAAAGCUAGGAAUGAGAACAAUCUGAGGUCAUCCGAGAAGUCCACCACUUCAUACUGUUCCAGGGAUGGUCGAAUACCCAAUGACAUGUACAUUUCAGAGCAUGUAAUGCCUUAUGUAGCCAACAAAACUAGUGCAUACUCAGCUCCCCGGGUUCUCAAUUCUUCGCAGUUUAGCAAUAGACGAGUGUAUAAGAAAAUUCCUAGUCUCGAGUCAGAUGUUUAAUGCUUUUUUUUGUAGUUGAACUAUUUACUCACUUAGAAUGCCACAGUCACCUACAUCUAAAAAGUAACCGAGAUAUCGCUCCUCUUAUACGAGAGCUUUCUAGAGGUUUUCAGCAUUUUAAGAUGACUUCUGGGCAGGAAUCUGCAGAAAGACAGUUAGUCAAGUGUAAGCUAAUAAAAUGUGAUCUGGCAUGGAAGUUGUUCAUUAUCCCCAACACUUGGCCUAGCGCUAGUGUGUACUCGAAACGUUAAGUGCUAGGACAGAUGUGCGGCUUAAAGUCUGACUUGAAGCAGAUCCUAUGGUGGGGUUUCAAGUAUUUGGCCCCACAUUGCAUGUGACAAGCGCGUAUAUGUAUCUGAUGGACUGUGGCUGGAAUAGUUCCUGAUCUUAAGGCAAGCAAGGAUAUAUCAUCCAUGGCACUCAGCGAUUACAUUUUUGCAUUUAUUACUAUAGACUUGGGAUUUUUGGCAUUCUAAUCCCUAUUUAGAAUUUAGACUCUUCUCUAUCUUAUUUGGUAGCACAAUAAUCAUUAGUUAACCACCCACCUCUGCUUUAUAAACAGAACUUCUAUUUUACUGUCAGGAAUAGAUUUCUUUUGCAUGUGUGUUUCUUUUAUGGUCUUAUUUCAGUUGAAGAUAUACUUCCAUUAAUGUGAUUUCUUUCAACAGCUGAGGUGGUCAUCUGUGCAAUGAAAACUUGACCUGUAGGUUGUUUGACUGGGAAUAUUGUAUUGAUCCUCCAUUUCCAGAUUGUGGGGAAGUUUUUGCGAUGGAAGUUUGUCUCACAUUUAUUUUGUUCGAUACUUCCAUCCUGUCACUGUACACUGUGAAACCGAAUCAUCAUCCCUCGAAGACUGUUGUUUACUGUAGUUUAGCGGAGCCUCCCUUUGCUGUUGCGAUCCACUCAGUAAGUGUAACGAUGACCGCGUGUGAAGCUUGAAGUCUGAGCUAGAGCAUUGGUUUCCUGUCGCAGUCCGUAACACGAUCAACACGCUAUUUGCAUUGAGGACUACCAUGCAAGACCUUUUGUUCUGCAGACCUAUUACUAAACUUUAUACUGUACAGACACACUCAAUGAACUCCAUGCAAUGUGAAUCAGAACACAUAGCCAAAUCAUGUAUUAGAUCAAAUACCUCAGGAUGGUUCUGUAUCAUUUUGUGUAAUAUUUUCUGUACACCACAUUAAGGCACAUUCACAUUGUAUUUGGGCAUGUUUUCCUCCACUCCGCUAUGUUCGUCUGAGGACUUCCAUUGCAGGUGUAUUUAGAGAGAGGAUCUUUCAGCCAUCUUUGAAAUGAGCUUUAUGUUUACGACUCCAACAUUUGUUGGAAAAAAGGAUGCAGUGUCGAUAUGAACGUGUUGUACGACUGCUCUAGCAUCUUCCCCUCUCAUAUUAGACUUGGUUUCUUUCAACUUCCCCAAUAAUGUGACAUAAUUCACCAUACACUUAUCUUGAAUAUGUCAUCACUGUCAUAAUUAUGAACAUAUUCAUCAUAUGAAGUGCUGCUUUAAGAAGCUAAUGUGCGUAUGCACAUGUAAAAUAUCAAGGUCUUGUAAUCAUAUAUGCCAUACAUAGUUUUUACACUUUACAACUUGUUUUUCAGUUAUUUUUUCACCCUUGUAAUAACCCCAGUCUUUAAGAAAAAUGUAUUUUGAUUACAUGAACAUGAAUUAUAAUAAUGGCAUGCAACUCAAUUGUAACUUUUUCUAUGUUUUUGUUAUGGUGUUAUGAUCACAAAUUAUUUGUAACAGGGUGCAAAUAUAUAUAUAUAUAUAUAUAUAUAUAUAUA
This is a messenger RNA of Carassius gibelio (silver crucian carp), 4155 nucleotides long. RefSeq names its product glutamate receptor ionotropic, NMDA 2A-like. The transcript is spliced from 4 exons. Gene Ontology annotation, molecular function: transmitter-gated monoatomic ion channel activity involved in regulation of postsynaptic membrane potential; NMDA glutamate receptor activity. The record is from RefSeq and is a predicted model, not a curated record. Gene Ontology annotation, biological process: excitatory postsynaptic potential; synaptic transmission, glutamatergic; long-term synaptic potentiation. Bases 79 to 2367 code for a protein of 762 amino acids. Lineage: Eukaryota; Metazoa; Chordata; Actinopteri; Cypriniformes; Cyprinidae. Gene Ontology annotation, cellular component: NMDA selective glutamate receptor complex; postsynaptic membrane; plasma membrane.